Lathyrus sativus (Indian pea) is the source of this 2004-nucleotide messenger RNA. Lineage: Eukaryota; Viridiplantae; Streptophyta; Magnoliopsida; Fabales; Fabaceae. The record is from the annotation of a GenBank genome assembly.
AUGUCAUCAUCUGGUUUUAAUCCCGGUGGUGGUGAAUCAUCGGAGUAUCUCACCGGCAGACCAACAAACACCAUCAACAACCUUAUCACAACAACCCCUUCCCUCAACAUCAACAACCUUAAUCAUCCAUCUCUUUACCGAACCCAACACCACCACCAACAACAACUUCCUCCAAUUUUUCUAGAUCCUUCCUCACAGAUCCCUCAACAUCGCAUCAUCGGAAAACGCACCUUAGCUGAAUUCCAAACCCAACAAAACCAAACCUACAACCACAACCUUAACCUUAACAACAACAACCUUAACAACUACAACAAUCACAAUCAUCACAAUCAUGUUCUUUCAAAUCUUUUACUUCGCUCCGUAAAACCAAGAACAGGUUUGCAGUUUCAAAAAAAUAACCCUUUGUCUUUCUCUGUUCCUGAAUUACAAAACCCUUCAUCUCUCAAUAACUACCCAACAACGCAGCGUUUAGGAGUUCCGAUACUUCACCAAUUUCGCUCUCAACCUCAACCACAACCUCUACCACAAAAUCAACAUCAACCAAUUAACCCAAAUUUCCAAUACCGAAACUCGAAUUUAGGUCAAGUGAUGAACCCGGUUCAAACCACCGAACCAGAGAAAAAGAUCAACGACGAUCAGAAGAUUCUUCAAGAAUUAGAAAAACAGCUUCUUGAAGAUGAUGAUGAAUGUGAAGAAGCCGGUGCUUCGGUUAUUACAAGUGAAUGGACAGAGACUUACCAGAACCUACUAAGUGGGCCUGGUGGGCCAGAUGGGCCGUGUGGGCCUCCUCUAGCCCAGAAACCUUCUUCAUCAUCUCCAACCACAUCCACCACGUCAUCAACUUCUACAGCGGCUUCUUCGCAUGCAUCUCUUUGUUCUAGACAAACCCUAAUUGAAGCGGCAUCUGCAAUUUCAGAAGGUAAAAACGAUGUCGCUUUAGAGAUCUUAACACGCUUAGUUUCGAAUUCGAAUCCCAAUGGAAAUUCGGAUCAACGGUUAACCAAUUGCAUGGUUUCCGCUCUGAAAUCGAGGAUGAAUCCAUUUGAAAAUUCCUCUCGUGUUGCAGAACUCUUCGGGAGAGAACAUGCAGAGUCGAUUCAGAGCUUUCUUGAAAGCUCGGUUUGUUUCAAGGUGAGUUACAUGGCUGCGAAUCUAGCGAUUUUGGAAUCUGCAUUUGAAGAAAAUGGAAAAGGUUUCUGUGUGGUAGAUUUCGAAAUUGGACAGGGAAAACAGUACGUGAAUCUCCUGCACGCGCUUAACGCGCGUGAUAUUACUCUGGCGCCAGGUUUUACUGUUAAGCUAAUCGCCGUGGCUGAGAACGGCGGUGACGAGACUCUUAAAGCUGUUGGCGAGAUGCUGACUCGUCAAGCGGAGAGGUUGAGAAUCGGGUUCGAAUUUCGUCUUGUUUCUGUUUCUCAGAGACAAGUCACUGAGCUGAGUCGCGAGUUGUUAGGUUGUGCAUCGGAGGAAAUUCUUGUUGUGAAUUUCGCGUUUAAGCUGCAUCGAAUUCCAGACGAAAGCGUUUCCACUGAGAAUCCCCGCGACGAGCUUUUGCGGCGCGUGAAGAAACUCUCCCCGCGCGUGGUAACUGUUGUGGAGCAAGAAAUGAACUGUAAUACGGCGCCGUUUUUGGCUCGAGUUGCUGAGUCAUGGUCUUAUUAUUCUGCUUUAUAUGACUCGGUUGAGACUGUGUUAGGAAAGGAUCACCCGGAUCGAGUCAAGAUCGAAGAAGGACUGAGUCGGAAGAUAAGCAACUCGGUGGCUUGUGAAGGUAGAGACCGUGUUGAACGGUUUGAGGUAUUCGGAAAAUGGCGGGCGCGUAUGAGUAUGGCGGGGUUUAUGUUGAAACCAAUGAGUCAAAGCGUUGCUGAGUCAAUAAAAUCGCGUCUCGCUGGAGGCAAUAACAACCGAGUCAACACGGGACUCACUGUGAAAGAAGAGAACGGUGGGAUUUGCUUUGGUUGGAUGGGAAGAACACUCACCGUCGCUUCUGCUUGGCGUUAA